Molecule: messenger RNA, 1648 nt
Organism: Aspergillus sclerotioniger CBS 115572
Lineage: Eukaryota; Fungi; Ascomycota; Eurotiomycetes; Eurotiales; Aspergillaceae
Exons: 1
Coding region: 179-1642 (487 amino acids)
Source: RefSeq, a predicted model, not a curated record
GCGUAUCUUCCACCUCUGUUUGCUAUUCUGCCUCCUGGAUUGCACCUGUAACGACCGCAGUUGCAGCAAGAUUGAGCCUGUCCAAGAGCAGAGCAAACACAUGCCACUUUCUACACCCUUUUCCGACUAGCUCUUCUCUCAAGAACCUCAGACUUCAAACACCCACACUACCAUCUCAAUGGAAGCACCACGGCACCUACCCAACGAGCUUCUCCUGAUGAUCGGACAGCAUGUCGAUGACCUGAAAACGAAACGAAGCUUGGUGGGAUACAGCAGACAGUUUUAUCAUCUGUUCUUGCCACUCCUAUACUCUCGUCUGGAUCUCUCAAGCAUGUUUCGUCGGGAGGGUUUGGGGGUUUUUUGUGAGGUGGGCAUUCCAUUGAUUCAAAACAUCUGUCGACGCCCGAAUUUAGCGAGCUUUGUCCGCUGCCUGAAAAUCGUGGCCGAUGACCCUACAAACAUACAUCGUGGUGAUCGACGACAUGUCGAGCUACUGAAGGGAGAUGUCAACAUUGACAUUAGCCUACUCAGUAGCGUCUUGAAUGAGGUAUGUGGGGAUUGGUAUAAUCCCAAAGACUGGUUAUGGCAGCUCCUGCUCUUGAGCGAUGAGGCUUGGGUCGGUGUUCUCCUCACUCGAUUAAGCCAUGUGAGAGAAUUAUUUGUAUCUUAUGGACUGCCGGACCUGGCUCAAAGGUAUCUCAACAAGGCAGCAGAGCGCUGGAAACCUUUCCAGGAGUCUCCGCCGUUUUCGUUCUUAAGAGAAGUGGAGAUCGGUAGCCUUGCAGCGAGGGAAGUGCCGUAUAAUGGUUUUUCAACGUACUAUGUUGACAUCAACUUGGUCAGGCCAUUUUUCUAUCUCCCAGCUGUUCGGAAAAUCACAAUUACCGGCGUGCAAAACCAACCUCUGGUAUAUACAAGCCAUAUCGCACUUGAUACAUCCUGCAUCACCAACCCCACCCAUUCAGUUACCGAGUUAUCCAUUGAUGGUGUAGUCGGCAUUGGCGUGAUAGACGACUGGCUUGCAGCCUGUGGCCCACUUAGAUCUUUUAAGAUGCAAUACGGGUGUUAUCCUCAUUGGGAUCCCUACGAGAUGGUCCUGAACAAUCUUUUUGAACCCCGAGAACUCCGCAAGUCUCUGUUACAAUACAGCCAGUCGCUCGAGGAUCUCACAGUGUGUUUUCCCCCUUGGUAUCCAACCAUGCGAGAAGUAGGUUUCGCUGAUGACGAGGAUAUCAUUGACUGCGAGCGCAUUUCUUUUGGUUCUUUCAAAGAAUUCAGCGUUCUCAAAACCCUUGCUAUUCCGCACCACAACCUCAUGAUGCCAGUGCAACCGCGGAACGUUGAUGAGGACAUAUUCUUGGGCGACUUGCUUCCAUCGUCUCUCGAACAUCUUAGUAUUUUCCAGAUUGACGGAGAUAAAUUCUCUCGACUGGUUUCUAACCUAAUUCAGAUGAUUUGCGAGCGAGAGAUUCAUGUUCUGCAUCUUGAGGCUAUCACGCUGGAGAUGGAUUUGGUGACAUAUUCAAAUGAUUCUGUAGAUCACGCGAAUUGUGAAGAUUUUGUCUUACUGGAGACUGCAUGUUCAGAUCAUGGGAUGCGAUUGAACCGCGAAAAUGUACGAAAGCCAGACUGGUCCGAGUGACGCGUG